Messenger RNA from Amphibalanus amphitrite, 2697 nucleotides. Its product is annotated as open rectifier potassium channel protein 1-like. Gene Ontology annotation, biological process: stabilization of membrane potential; potassium ion transmembrane transport. Gene Ontology annotation, molecular function: potassium ion leak channel activity. Bases 407 to 2110 code for a protein of 567 amino acids. The transcript is spliced from 9 exons. The record is from RefSeq and is a predicted model, not a curated record. Lineage: Eukaryota; Metazoa; Arthropoda; Thecostraca; Balanomorpha; Balanidae. Gene Ontology annotation, cellular component: membrane.
UCUGCCCGGACGACGGCCGACGGGUUAGUAGGUGUGACUGUGAGCCAGUGAGCGGAUGAGCUCACGGAUGGCCCGCAAGGAAAGCGAAGACGGGUGCCUAAAUCUUGAACCGUAAGGAGACUAGAGUCAAUUUUUCUUUAACCUUGUGUAGUGUCGACCGACGAAGCCACCGGAUCCUGGCGCCUAGUUGUGACGCUGGCCACCAGAUGGCAGUCGGGCGGCGCCCGGAGAUGAGCCGCCGGCACCAAAGCAAUCAUCCAUCCAGAUGCUACCUCCUCUGACGGGGCCGGCCGGCCACCAGUGCCGCCGCCCGCCGGUGACGGGAGGCAGUGUCACGUGCUAGUGUGCCUGCGUCUGGUCACGCUACGCCCGCCGGACGAAACUGCACGGGACUUUGUCGGUAAGGAUGAAGCUGCACGAGUGGGGCCUGCUGCUGCUGGCCUAUGUGCUGCUGCUACUGAUCGGAGCCGCCUCCUUCUACUUCCUGGAGCGGGGACACGAGGAGGCCCAGAGACAGCGGCUGCUGCAGCUGAGGAGCGAGGUUCACAGCGAGCUGAUCAGCGGGGCCAACGAGAGCACGGUAACGCGUCGCCAGGCGCUGCUGCGGCGCAUCUCUGACCAAUGCGGCGCGGACAUAAGCGACACGGGCCGGCCGCCGGCCGUCGUCUGGAACGAGUACAACAGCUUCUUCUUCUGCUUCACGGUCGUCACCACCAUCGGUUUCGGCCACAUAGCUCCCUCCACAACUCUGGGACGUGUGGUAUGCAUCCUGUAUGCUCUGGUUGGCAUACCAUUCAAUGGGAUACUGCUAAAGAAUAUAUCGGAUCUCUUCAGCAACAAGGUGAUCCGCGCCCGUCAGCGGAUCAAGAGCCGGCGCUACCAGACGCGUCUGGAGGUGCUCGUGGACACGCUGUUCUACUUGUUCCCGGCCGUGCUGCUGUUCUUCCUGCUCCCGGCCGGCAUAUUUAUAAUGCUGGAGGACUGGGAUUUUGUGCAAGCUCUCUACUUCAGCUUCAUUACCCUGACCACUAUCGGGUUUGGUGACCUGGUGCCAGGCAAGGCAGGUGGCUCUGAUUACGAGUCCGCCUGGCUGUGGCUGUACAAGAUUGGUCUGGUGGUUUGGAUUGUGUUCGGCCUCGGGUAUCUACUAAUGAUACUGGAGUUCAUAUCACGCGCACUGUAUUCAAAGAAAAUAUUGAGUCUCGAGAAGAAGCUUGUGAAAGGCAUUUCAAGAACAAAACAGACAUUCCAAAAGAAUAUAUCCAAAGAAGUUGUACUGUUUAAGAAGCUUUUAAACGAGCUCGCAAUGGAUCGGAGAGUGAAUGCGGUGCCACCUCGCGGCGUGGCUCGGACUCAGAGUUUCCCGAACCUGGCGGCAGGCGGCGGGGACGCGCCGGAGGACGUCGCUGCCGAGCCGCCGGCACCUCUGCGGCGGACCGGGUCGCUGAGCGAGGUGCCGCUGGGCGAGGGGGGCGGUGCCGGCGACAGCGCGCCGCUGGCCGCCGCCCCGCUGUCCGCCGGGUCGGCCACCGACCUGGCCGCCGUGCUGGCCGCGGUGGUCGAGCAGCGGCCGGAGCCGGGCCCCGACGCGGAGCCGGCGCCCGCCAGCCAGGUGCCCUCAGUCGACUCCGCUCUUGAGUUACUACUCCAAGCCAAGGUGACGCUCGAGUGGGACGUCAGCUCCGAAGGCAGCGGUCAAGUCGUUUGCGACGAUGCUGCUGAUGGCGGUGGCGUCGCUGAGGACGUCGAUGACGGUGGCGGCGGGGAGGAGGCGCAGUGGAGCCCGGAUCCUCCGGCGGCGGGGGAUGGGGAGCCAUCGGCCGACGCCGGCUUCCUCCGGCGACUGCAGCACGCCUGGCAGAACCGGCCCAGCCUGCUGCCGGGCGUGUGGCCGGAGCGAGCACCCCGCGGCCCACCGCCGAGCCGGCGCCGGCGCCGCGCCACCACCAGUGUGGCUGACCUGCUGCGCCUGAUGCGGGUGGCGGCGGCGGCGCGGCACAGUCCUCGGCGACCGGCCGGAGCGGCCCCGACCCGGAGACCCCGCCGGCGCCGGACCACCGCCCACUCACCGGCCGUGGUUACCUUCCAGACCGAGAACACGCGGUUGUGACGUGCUCUGAGCCUGGCGAAGACGAACUCCUUGUGACCCAGCCAGUAUACGGCUCCGACUCAAACGAUGUAUAGAGAGGAUAUGCAGACAUUUCUGUCUCAGCUCAAUCAAACUCGCUUUGUAUGUGUGCGUACGGCGCGUAUGAGCGUACGUACGCACACUUAGUGUCUUCCUUUCAGGAAGGUCGCUGUGAGAAUGUGACAGCUUAGCCAGGCGACCCCUGGGACAGCCUUGGAUUGAAAACAAUUUUCCCCGAAGCUUACAUACCUAUCGUAAAUACGUGAGCCGUGAGGGAGCUGCUCGCCUAGCUCACCGAGGAAACCACUGGAGAUGCAAAGGUACAAGGUGUGACGUGGUGAAUGAUAGACAAGUUGCUAUGCUGUACAUUAUGCAUGACAAGUUGUUAUAAUGUGCCUUAUGCAUACGUUUUGAUAGUUGACACAUUUUAUCUCGUAUUUUUAGAUAAGUAUAUUUGUAUGCAAUGCACAAACAUAACUAUGAAAGAUUGUCUACUUCGCUCUCCUUGAGACAAUCGAUUCUCCUUCAUCUUAGGACUGCUAACGAGAAUAAAGAGACUGCCGACGUCA